UUCUGGUCUAAUAGGUCAAAAAGUUCAUUUCUGGGGGUAAUUGGCCAUGGGCUACGAGUUUUGAGGGCAAAUUGCCAUUUAAGCCUGAAUCAAGAGCACUUAAUCGGAAAAUACCGCUUAGCUUACGGCUUAAAGUCUCUCAUAAAGGAAGCUCCGGCUAUAUAUAAUCUUGGUUUGGAGCGAAUUGAAGAUCCAAAAGAACAGCCAUGCGAUCAGCUCAAUGCCCAGUUCAAAACCCAGAUUCUCAGCUAAAGAGAGUUAUUAUAGAGAACAAGCAUGGUGAGAAGCUUGUGGGUAUAUUGCAUGAAACUGGUUCUAAGCAGCUUGUUAUUGUCUGCCAUGGAUUUCAAUCUUCAAAGGAAAGGAUACCAAUGGUGAAAAUUGCUGGUGUUCUACAGAAUGAAGGAAUUAGUGCCUUUCGAUUUGACUUUGCUGGAAAUGGAGAUAGUGAAGGUUCAUUUCAAUAUGGAAACUACCGCAGAGAAUGUGACGAUUUGCGCUCUGUAGUCCAACAUUUCCGCGAGCAGAAGCUAGUGAUAAGUGCAAUUAUUGGGCACAGUAAAGGAGGAAAUGUGGUGCUUUUGUAUGCUUCAAAGUAUAAUGAUGUGUAUAUGGUAGUCAAUAUUUCUGGCCGGUUUAAUCUGAAGAGGGGCAUGGAGGGACGCUUGGGUAAAGACUUCUUACAAAGAAUCAAAAGAAAUGGAUUUAUUGAUGUUAAGAAUAGAAAAGGAAAAUUUGAGUAUCGUGUGACUGAAGAAAGUUUGAUGGAUCGUCUAACCACUGAUCCUCAUGCAGCCUGCUUAUUAAUUCAUCCAGAGUGCAGGGUGUUGACUGUUCAUGGAUCCAUGGAUAAAAUGGUACCUGCCGAAGAUGCUCAUGAAUUUGCCAAGUUCAUUCGUAACCAUAGAUUAGAAAUAAUAGAAGGGGCUGAUCAUGAAUUUACUUCACAUCAAGACAAGUUAGCUUCAAUUGUACUAGAUUACUUGAGGGAAGAUGUUGAUCUGGGCAAGAUCAUGCAUAAUUUACCCUCAAUAGACUAUUCUCGUCGUUCAAAAUUAUGAUAUUUUCAUAGAGAUUGACAAAAUAAAAAUCUCCACGGAGGAAUGGAAUUUUAUGAA
Molecule: messenger RNA, 1118 nt
Organism: Ricinus communis (castor bean)
Lineage: Eukaryota; Viridiplantae; Streptophyta; Magnoliopsida; Malpighiales; Euphorbiaceae
Exons: 7
Coding region: 207-1061 (284 amino acids)
Source: RefSeq, a predicted model, not a curated record